GCCUCAGAGACUGGUGACUUGACCUCACCAGUCGGGGGGUUCAUCGAGGCCUCUUUGGCCAUCCGUGACUGGGUGAGUCACUGGCGUCAGACAUAUGGUCCAGGCGUCAUCAGAGGUCGAAUUCGGAAGGGUGUCUUGAGUCGCCUGGACUCAUCUGACCUCUGCCGGAUCGACUGGCAACCCAAUUUCGAGCACAGAUUGGUGCUUUCUCAGGUCGAUGACCGAACGGUGCAGCAAUCUGCUUCGGUUCGCUGA
Messenger RNA from Protopolystoma xenopodis, 255 nucleotides. NCBI's taxonomy places the organism in Eukaryota, Metazoa, Platyhelminthes, Monogenea, Polystomatidea, Polystomatidae. The record is from the annotation of a GenBank genome assembly.